AUGAUACACACACAACGGCAAACAUCGCGUAUUCGCAUCAUCAAAGUGUGCGUACAUAUAUUCUUGCCAAUUUUAUGUGUUAAACGAACGAAAACUAACUAUGGUUCAAAACGAAAGUGUAAUCGUUUCGAUUGAAGUGUUUUUUCGCAGUUUCGAUACGUCAGGCCAAAUGUUUGGUUCAUUUACCGUGUACGCUGCUUGUUGUUCAACACAGACCAUACGACACAUUGGUAAUUUGUGUGUCAACUAAAGUUUUUUUUUAUUCAUAUUUCUACCUCGAACCAUCGUGUGCUGCUUUUUUUUCGACUAUUGAGACGUCGCGUUAAUCGCACAUCCAAGAGAUUAAAAUUGUUGGUUUGUAUCCAUGUUGCUGAGACUGUGCUGCAAAAGUCCAUUUUGUGGUACAUCAAAUUGAUUUUAAAAAUAAAAUUACGAUGGGGUGAUAAACGAUAAGAAACGAUAUUACACUAAGUUCAAUCGAAGUGAUAAUGAAGAUAUUGAAACUGUGCAAAUAAACAAACAAACAACCAAAAAAAAACAAUCAAGUGGAAGUGUCUGUGGUGAAUUACAGUGCAAAUGAAGUGCGAGUAAUUUUAAUGAAUGAAAGUGUUGUUGGGUCGGUCUUGAGAGACAUAAUGCUCAAUGGAAAAAUGGCAGAAACAACGCCAACACCAUCCGACCUAUUUUCAAAUACAACCGAAGAGGUGAUCAAAGUGGCAACCGGUGAUAUUGAUACCAAUAACAUAAAUGCCAAUCAGUUUUCGGACGGUUUCACCGAAUAUUUUAGCACAACAUUCGGUGGUUUUACAUUUGGUAAUGUGCUUGCAAAUAAAUGCGGACAAUGGCAACAAGUGAAUGAUGUUUACUUUCAAGUGGCCAAUGCCUUAUUCUUAAUUGCAUUUCUUGCACCACACAAAUCCUAUGGAUUUUUAUUGGCACGUUGUUCUCUUGUCGUUGGCAGCAUAUUAUUGACAUUGUGGAGUUACCUAAUCGAAUGUUCGUUAGACGCCCUCAUUUGGAGUGGCCUCUUUUUAGCCGUCAAUUUUAUGUACUUGCUGGUAUUGAUGUAUCAAAUGAGGCCAGUGCGGUUUGAAAAGGAAAUUGAUGCGGUGUAUGUCGCGCUGUUCAAACCGUUGAAUGUCUCUAGACAUCAAUUCAAAAAAGUACUAAAUUGUAUGAAGAUGAUUCGUUUGCUCAAAUAUCAAGAGAUUUACGCACAAGAGAAGGUUACCAAAGUUGAUAGUCUGUCGCUUGUAUUAAGCGGAAAAUUAGUUGUGUCACAAAACCAAAGAGCCCUACACAUUGUAUUCCAGCAUCAAUUUCUCGACUCGCCUGAAUGGUUCGGCGUCUCGACCGAUGACUUUUUUCAGGUGUCGAUAAUGGCAAUGGAAGAAUCUCGGGUACUUAUAUGGCAUCGUGACAAACUUAGAUUAUCCAUAAUCAAUGAUUCAUUCUUGCGGACGGUAUUCGAUCACAUACUCGCAAAAGAUGUCGUAAAGAAAUUGAUGCAAGUUACGCAAGUGAGUGAGACGCUCUCUAAUAGCAACGGUCACAUUCAGUCGUACGACGAGAGUGGCAGUGAAGAUAAACCAAUGCUACAAGUCAAGAUGAACGGAAACGAUGACCAAGGAAUCAAUGCCUUAAUCAAUCGUCAAUUACAAGUUGGUGAUAUAAACUCAUGGCGCUUGGGAUGCAUUGAAGAAACUGACCAUGAGACUGCUGUGUGAAUUGAACAACUAACUAUUGAAUAUACACUGUUUUUUUUUAUUUCUUCUGUAUGAUCGAAACCAUAAAUGACUGCCAGUGAAUAUUCUAAUUUAUAAAGAAAUUAAGCCAAUUUAAUGCAAAUAGUGCUCGCAAAUGACUUCCAAACCAAGAUGAAAAAAAAAAAAUACAAGAACGAAACCAAAAUCUAAUUAAAAUUGAAAAAUCAUCAUUAUUGCCUGUGUUUCAGCCAUUUACCCUUGAUUCUACAAAUUGUUAUCAAUUAUAUAUAUAUAUAUAUAUAUGAAAUAAUUAUAGAGGAACAAAAGACCAGUGAAUUUGUAUUUGUUGCAUUUAUUGUUGUUGGAAAUUGUAUAUGUAUAUUUAUGAAAAUGAUUUAAAAAGGAGAAAACCAAAGAAAUCAUGUUGUAGCAAUUCA
Contarinia nasturtii (swede midge) is the source of this 2143-nucleotide messenger RNA. RefSeq names its product blood vessel epicardial substance (gene bves). The coding region runs from base 597 to 1727 and encodes 376 amino acids. Gene Ontology annotation, cellular component: sarcolemma. The transcript is spliced from 7 exons. The record is from RefSeq and is a predicted model, not a curated record. NCBI's taxonomy places the organism in Eukaryota, Metazoa, Arthropoda, Insecta, Diptera, Cecidomyiidae. Gene Ontology annotation, molecular function: cAMP binding.